CGCAUCUUAUUUUAAGCAUCUUGAUCGGAUUUUAAUAUUAUAUGUUUAUUGAACUAUAUAACUGUUAGGAAAGGACUUUACAUACGUUUUUAGUAACUUGUUUUCCAAUCCUUGUUAUUUGUAUUGUUGGUAAAAUACCUUAUAUAUGUAAAUUUGAAAUAAAUACUGUUUAAACUAAGCAUUAUUCAGCUGGAUAUAUUGACCGGUAAAUGAUUUUCCAAUUAAAAUCAUUAAUUAGUAUAACUAUUUAACAUUCCGUGUGAAUGAAACAGUCAGAUUGUUAAGUAAGACCGGAUGCAAUAAACCGAACGUUGUACAGCGGGAUGUGUUAUCGUUCAGAUACAUGACAUGAAUGUUAAGUGUUAUUAAAAUGGAUAUACACAACGAAUGGCAUGGAUACAUUAUUACAACCUGUUUGCUCUACCAAAUCAGUGUUUUGUUUCUUAAUUAUUAUUUACGUGAGUUUAUCCAUUGGUCGAAAGAAAAACAUAGCAUGUGUUUGUACGUUGUAUGCAUCACACAGAAAAGUUACAAAUUCAAAAGUUCAAAGUAAUCCAAUCAUUGUUGAGGAAAAGCCUAGGUUAAAAAAAAACAAACGAUGUUUUACCAAGGACAAGAAUAUUUUUCAAUAACAGGUCGCCGCACAGGUCUGAACAUCUAGUGUGCGCUGUAUUAACCAGCGUUCAUUAUCAGGGAAGCCUGAUGGAAGACUAGUCACUGUUAUAAAAACUAACUUUGAAAUAUUUAGAAGUGUUUCGUGGGGCAAAUCAAUUGACAAAAGGAUAAAUAACGUGAAGUGGAAUUAUUUUUCAGGCCAAUUAACAACCCAAGACGUAGAUGGAGAAUUCGCUGACGUGGUGGUUGGGGGCUAUGUUUAUUCCUACCAUUACAAUGUUUGGGGUGAUUGGGAAUAUACUCACGGUCAUUGUGCUUUCUCGCAAGCCUCAACGCCGUCACUUUAGACCUGAAUCUUACCCUAUGAUUUCCAUGUCAUCGAGACUGCAUCGUUCAUCUUCUUCAUCGACAGAUCCGUAUGCUCCACAGGAGUGUCCGUCUUCUACUCGAUCAGAUACUCAGUGCUCUACAUCCAAUGGCAGACAUCAGUCGCCCGUCUCCCAACCGUCGUCCUCAUCACCAGAUGAUGGUACAUAUCUUCCACCAUUGACAACUCGUUUUCUUCUUAAGGCCCUGGCCGUUGUUGACUCUUUUAUUCUUCUUUGGCCGUGCUUUAUCCAGUGGACAGUACGUUUAAGCAGUGGUUCCAGUAUUUUUGAUCGAUUGGAUACAUUCUGCAAAAUAGGAACAUUCUUCAAUUAUUUUCUCUUGCAACUGUCUCCAUGGUUGCUAGUUCUUGUGACAAUAGACCGUGUUUAUAACAUAGCGUUUCCAACAUUUAGUCUGAAAACCCCGUUAACACAAACACAUGUGAAACGUUUGUUUAUAGUGACUAUGCUGAUUUUGGCCCUACUUAAUUCAUACAUGUUGUUCGGUCUCAAUCUGCGAUUAGAAAAAGAAAUGAGCAAUACACCAUAUGAAAAUGCAACGAAUGCAUCGAGCCCACAGUCAGACUGGAAGUGUUAUCCAAAGGACAGUUUUAAAUAUUUCGUGAUAAGUGUUUGGAGUUGGAUAGAUUUCGCAGUUGCAUUCGGAUUACCGUGUGGCAUUAUAGUACUCGGAAACGUACUUGUUUUCAGGAAAAUGAAGUCCAGUGAGAACUUUCGGUCUAGAUAUGCCCAUGGCGGGAUAAUAGCCUCUGAAAAAUGGGCAAAAGUGAGUGCGAUUCUUGGAAUUUCGUUCAUUGUCCUUGUCAUGCCACUUGUCGUUUUUCAGAUCGGCGGGGAGUACUGGUUCACUGGAAAUCCCGACCUAGAAUUAAAACAAACGUUUGACACUUUAAGAUUGGUAUUUACUUUGCUCCUCUACACAAACAGUGCUAUCAAUUUUGUAAUGUACAUGCUCUUGGGAUCGCCAAAACUUCGACAACAGUUCGUUAAACCGCUUCACGAUUGUAAAAAAAUCAUCUGCAAAUGUACCUCAACAGAUGAAUAACAAUACUUAACUAUUAUAUAGAAGACAAAGCAAGAACACAGAAAAAGGCUCAGCGUCUAGAGUACGUGCAAAAGGUCGUGAAAACACUAUCUGGCCAUAACGUACUGUGCAUAUAUAUAUACAUAAUAUAUAUAAUAAUAAAAUUAUUAAAUUAUACAAGUAUGCGUAUCUCAGCAAGAACACAGAAAAACGCUCAGCGUCUUGAAUAUGUGCAAAUGGUCGUCAAAACACUAUCUGGCCAUAACGUACUGUGCAAAUAUAUAUACAAAAAUAAA
Molecule: messenger RNA, 2324 nt
Organism: Mya arenaria
Lineage: Eukaryota; Metazoa; Mollusca; Bivalvia; Myida; Myidae
Exons: 2
Coding region: 838-2049 (403 amino acids)
Biological process (GO): neuropeptide signaling pathway
Cellular component (GO): membrane
Molecular function (GO): G protein-coupled peptide receptor activity
Source: RefSeq, a predicted model, not a curated record